This is a messenger RNA of Chilo suppressalis (striped riceborer), 3384 nucleotides long. NCBI's taxonomy places the organism in Eukaryota, Metazoa, Arthropoda, Insecta, Lepidoptera, Crambidae. The record is from the annotation of a GenBank genome assembly.
AUGGUGCCCAAUAGGCUGGCAGCAUUGCCACGUUGGAUGGCAAGGCUGACCAAGUGUUUAAAAUCAAAGAUGGCGUUAUUAAUAGUAACAAUAUUUGCUGCGGCAUGUCUCUCAGCAAGUGGUUUCCCGCAAGAACCUCUUUCGUACAGAACCACUAUAUUUGGAGACGAGCGAUUGGAGGAUGGACCCUUUGAAUUCCUUAACACUUACAACGAAGUAUCGUCAAGAGAUACCAAUAACCCAUACCGGCUCCCGACAACGACGAAACCGGAAAAUUAUAAAGUGAAUUUGGUCGUCAACAUGACCGAUCUGUCGUUUUCUGGUGAUGUCGAAAUUCGGCUUUACGCUACUCAAUGGAACGUUAAUGAAAUCAUUAUUCAUGCCCAUGAUAUGAACAUCACAUCGUUAGAGUUGAAACGGGAUAACAAUCCGAUUUACCAAACAUACGAAUUACAACCACAAUAUCACUUCUUGAGAGUUCGACUGACGAGCGAACCACUGGCCUACAAUGUAAGCAAUCGAAUCAUAUACACGCUGGCUAUUAAAUUCGAAGCUGAAUUAAGAAGUGACAUGACAGGUCUCUAUCGAAAUUGGUAUAGGAAUAAUGCCACUGACGAUCCAAGUUGGAUGGCAUCGACUCAUUUACAAGCGACUACUGCACGGUUCGUGUUCCCGUGCUAUGACGAGCCGAGCUUCAAGGCCACAUUUGAUAUGACGAUCACACGACCAGAGAGUUUUGGGAGCUGGUUUUGCACCAAACGUAACGACACCAGAACCAGUAGCAUUGUUGGUUACAAAGAUGAUAUUUAUUCAACAACUCCUGUAAUGUCCACGUACUUGCUGGCUGUCAUAGUUGCCGAAUACACGAGUAAAACCAAAGAGGCAAACAAUGGUGACCUCUUGUACGAAGUUAUAGCAAGACCCGCUGCUAUGGAGGAUAAUCAAGGAGAUUACGCGUUUUAUUUUGGACAAGAUCUCUUAGAGGAAAUGAGCAGGCAAACGGACAUAGAAUUUUAUUCUGUGAAUCCAAAUUUAAAGAUGACGCAGGCUGCUAUACCGGACUUUUCGGCGGGUGCUAUGGAGAACUGGGGAUUGCUAGUUUACAGGGAAGCUUACUUAAUGUAUCAUGAAAAUCACACCGACGGAUUUUUCAAGCAGAGGAUUGCCUAUAUAUUAUCUCAUGAAAUUGCACAUAUGUGGUUUGGAAAUCUUGUCACUUGCGACUGGUGGGACAACCUCUGGCUUAAUGAAGGGUUUGCCAGAUAUUACCAGUACUACCUCACUGACUGGGUUGAUCCAGAAUUGGGCUUAGCUACCCGUUUUAUUCCUGAACAAGUUCACAGUGCUUUGCUCACUGACUCUGCGAACAAUCCGCACCCACUCAAUAACCCUGGUUUAGGCAGUCCCGUAGAAGUCAGAACUAUGUUCACUCAGAUUAGUUACAAUAAAGGUGCCGCAGUGAUCAGAAUGACAGAACAUUUGAUGGGUUUCAACAAUCAUAGGGAAGGCUUAAGGAGAUACUUAAGAGAAAGAGAGUUCAAUACUGCUCUUCCUAUCCAUCUCUUCCAAGCUCUCCAAGAUUCAGCUGUAGAAACUGGUGCUAUUGCGGAAUAUGGAUCUGAUUUCAAUAUCAUAGAUUACUACAGGACUUGGAGUGAUCAAGGUGGACAUCCUGUACUUAAUGUAGAAGUCAAUCAUCAGACUGGAGAAAUGACUAUUUUACAGCGAAGAUUUAAUAUAAACAGCGGAUACUCUACCUCUAAUACGAAUUGGAUAGUUCCUAUAACUUUUGCCACAGCCAGUAAUCCAGAUUUUGAAGACACUAAGCCGAGUCAUAUUAUAAAGGAUUCUAUUACAAGAAUUAACCGUGGAAGUAUCGGAGAUGAGUGGGUAAUUUUCAACAAACAACAAACAGGUUUUUAUAGAGUAAAUUAUGAUGAUUACACUUGGGACUUAAUAAUAAUGCUGUUGAGAGGACCGAAUCGGACACUGGUACAUGAAUUCAACAGAGCUCAGAUUGUCAAUGACGUAUUCCAAUUCGCACGCUCCGGCUUGAUGAACUACACCAGAGCUUUCAAUAUUCUCUCGUUCAUGAAAUAUGAAACCGAGUAUGCACCGUGGGCUGCUGCGAUCACUGGAUUCAAUUGGGUCAGAAAUAGGUUUAUGGGAACUCCUACGGAGAGCCGACUGAAUGCUUUGUUUAUUGAAUGGGCGACUCCAGUAAUGCAACGGUUGACGUACUACCCUCGUGAUGACGAGUCGUUCAUGACAUCCUACUUGCGAUACCAACUGGCACCAGUCAUGUGCCAACUAGAAGUUGACGAAUGCCGUGAAGCAGCAACGCAGCAGUUUGAAGAGCUUAAAAUUAAUAGUACAGAAGUUCCAGUAGACAGUCGCAAUUGGGUGUAUUGCAAUGCUCUCCGGAAAGGUGUCUACGAAGAUUUCGAUUUUCUUUGGAGGAGAUUCAUAAGCCAUCCUGUCAAUGGUGAAAAGAUACAAAUAAUCAUGAUCUUGGGCUGUACCCCUGACGCAAUAGCGCUAAACAAGUUCCUUGACAAUAUUAUUGAGCCCGACAACUUUAUCAUCCGGCGUCAAGAUUACACGACUGCCUUCAAUUCAGCUGUCAGUGGCAACGAGAACAAUACUCAAAUCGUCUUCCAAUACAUACAGGAUAAUUUGCGAAAUGUAUCAGCUGCACUUGGAACAACCACCGCUCUGUCGUACAUUUCUUCGAGACUAAGAACAUAUGAGGCUAUAAAGGAGUUUCAAGAAUGGGCAGACGAAAAUCAAGCGGCGUUGGCUGCCGAUUACCAGGCCGUGUACAACGGUGCUGUUUCGUCCUCCAACGCGAUAGAGUGGGCUGCCGCUGUCCAGGACGACGUAAACUCUUACCUCACCACUGGAGACAGUGUGGUUCAGCCGUCCACACCUGCUCCUGAGCCUAUUAAUGUCCCCACUGCUGGGGCACAGGCCUUCCCUAUGGAUGGAAUAGGGAGAUUGGGCCAUGACCCACCACGCGGGCCCAGUGCGGAUUGGUGGGUGCUAACGACUGCAGAUGCAGCCGGGACCAACGGCUUAACGUGCCUUCCGAAGCACGGAGGAACUCGAGAUAGAAGAUUUUUGGUCACCCAUCCAAUGACCGACCACUGCGAAAGUUGCUUAACUUCAACGAUCGCAGCCGAACGCGCUAACCACUUGCGCCAUCGAGAUCCUCACAACACAAUGAUGGAGAAACUCGCACAUCUCCAACCAGCUUUGGUCAAUUGGAAGUUCUCCGUAAUCCAGUGUAUUCACCAGAGCUUGCCUCUACAGACAUCUACUUUGUCCAGAAUUUGGAUAAUUGCUGGGGCACAGGUCUUUCAUAUGGAUAGAAUAGGGAGCUAG